AUGUGUGACCAGCAGAAGCAGCCACAGUUCCUUCCAUCUUGUGUGAAGGGUUCCGGAAUGGGAGUAGGGCAAGGUAGUGAUGGUGCCUCUGGGAAAGGCCAGGUUUCAGGCCAGAUCCAAACUGUUGGUGCUCCAGGGCCUGCUUCCUAUCAGCCUCAAACCAUUGUGAGAUACUCAGCUCCAGUUCCUGCUCAAACUUAUGUGAAAUACCAAGUUCCAUGCCAGACCAAAACCUACGUGAAAUGCCCAACUCCCUGCCAGACAUACGUGAAGUGUCCAGCUCCAUGCCAGACUACUUAUGUGAAAUGUCCAGCCCCAUGCCAGACUACUUAUGUAAAGUGCCCAGCCCCAUGCCAGACGACCUCCGUCAAAUGUCCAGCUCCCUGCCAGGCUCAGACAUAUUAUGUCCAGUAUCAGGUUCCUUACCAGACCUACUAUACUCAAGCUUCUUCAAGUGGUUCAGGAUCUCAGGGCUGUGUCCCUGACCCAUGCUCUGCCCCCUGUUCUACCAGCUACUGCUGUUUGGCUCCCCGUACCUUUGGGGUGAGUCCUCUGAGACGCUGGGUCCAGCGACCCCAAGGAUGGAACACAGGAUCUUCUAGCUGCUGUGAGGAUUCUGGGUGCUGCAGCUCUGGAGGCUGCGGAGGCUGUGGCUCUGGAGGCUGUGGAGGCUGCGGAGGCUGUGGCUGUGGCUGCGGCUCUGGGUGCUGCUGUUUGGGAAUUAUUCCCAUGAGGUCCAGAGGUCCUGCAUGCUGUGAUCAUGAGGAUGAUUGCUGCUGUUAA
Molecule: messenger RNA, 783 nt
Organism: Grammomys surdaster
Lineage: Eukaryota; Metazoa; Chordata; Mammalia; Rodentia; Muridae
Gene: Kplce
Product: chromosome unknown C1orf68 homolog
Exons: 1
Coding region: 1-783 (260 amino acids)
Source: RefSeq, a predicted model, not a curated record